GUUCAUUUGCGAAUCGGUGCUGGACAGGAUUGCUCUGUCAGUAAGAAAUUCGCAAUCUCUCUUUCUCUUUCUCUGAAAUUAUAUCAAACACUCGACACAACGUGUUUAUAAUGGAAAUUCAAGGGAAAACUGUGCUCAUCACCGGCGGAGCCAACGGCAUCGGCUAUUGCACCGCUCGAGAAUUACUUCGAAACGGAGCAAAGGCCGUUGUAAUCAUAGAUUUGCCCGAUUCGAAUGGCGAAAAUGCUGUUGCGGAAUUGGAGAAGGAAUUCGGCGCGAAUCAUGCUAUUUUCCUCGUUGGAAACGUGGCGAACGCCGAGGAACUUACGGCUUGUUUCGAAAAGGCAAUAGAGUCAUUCGGCACGCUGGACAUUGUUAUCAAUAAUGCUGGAAUCAUGAACGACGCGGAAUGGGAGCCGAUGGUUGAUAUUAAUUAUAAAGGGGUUGUACGUGGCACGAUAUUAGGUCUGAAUCAUAUGGGGAAGCACAAGGGCGGAAAAGGUGGUAUUAUCGUCAAUAUGUCUUCUAUAAUCGGCUUGCAAGGCAAUCCGCUCGCGCCUAUUUACGCCGGAACGAGUUUCGCCGUCGUCGGAUUCACUUCAUCGUUACAGACUUUCUACGAAAAAACAGGCGUACGAGUAUUGAUAAUAUGUCCUGGUCUUACUACCACUGGCAUGGCUUCGAAAUACAUGUCAAGCAAAGUCUACGCGAUGGAUCUCCUCGACGACGAGACCGCUGCCAAGGAGAUGACAACGAUGGAGAGUCAAUCACCUGAGCACGUAGCAAUCGCUAUCGUGGAACUGAUCGAAAAAGGAGGGAAUGGCGCAAUCUUUGUCAGCGAAAACAAUCAGCCUGCUUACGCCGUGCAAUUACCGUCCUAUACCGAUUUGAAGAUUUCGUGUACAAAAAUAACAUUUGAUUAUUGCGGACCGAACGGCACAACGCCGCACUAUAGUCCACCGGAAGAUGAAUUGAAACAGUUGAGACCACGAAAAACUUACAAGCAAUUGAUCGUCGAGGCGAUCAACUCGACGCAGGCUAAAGAAAUGACCUUAAAUGAAAUAGCUUUGUCAUUUGCCGAGUUGCCAGACCUUACAACAAAGACCAACGCUUGGCCGAUGCUACGGCAGUCAAUUGUCGGCCAAGCUGAAGACACUGAUAAAGACAUGUUUGAUAAAGAUGAGAGUAGUGUUCCCCCAUGCAUUACUCUGCAGCGGCUGCAAGCGAUGAUGCAGCAAUUGCUGCAGCAGCAAAAGGAGCAGCAUCUGCAGCAGCAGCGAGACCAGCAAUUGCUAUUGUUGCAGGACUCCGACGAGGAAUGGCCGAUUAUAAAAGCAUUGCAUACGGCCGAGCAUUUCUUCUUGUUUACAAUCUUUUUGAUAUUUAAUCUUCUCAAGGCAAUAUCGAUAAUAAUGGACAACGUAGAAAAUAAAACGGCGAUAGUCACAGGAGCCGGGUCCGGCAUUGGCUACCACAUUACCGAAGAUUUGUUGCGUAAAGGCGUGAAGAAAGUCGCCAUCCUCGAUUUGCCGGUAGCACGAAGUUACAACGCAACAGUAACAUUGCAAGAAAAAUUUGGAAAAGAACGUGUCAGCUUCUUUCCAACUGAUGUAACAAACUUGGCAGUGUACAACGAAACAUUCAAGCAAGUUAUUAAGGCUUUCAAUGGUCUUGACAUACUUGUUAACAAUGCUGGGAUAUGUAAUGACAGUUGUAUCGAGCAAACGUUUGCUAUUAAUGUCGUAGCGGUAAUUCGCGGUUCGCUAUUGGCCUUAGAUUACAUAGGCAAACAUAAAGGUGGCAAAGGGGGUACCAUAGUAAAUAUAGCGUCUAUGGCUGGAUUGGGUCCUUUCUAUGCAUGUCCGGUGUACUGUUCUUCUAAACAUGCUGUCGUCGGAUUUGGCUCCAGUCUUGAGAGAUCUUACGUCAAAACAGGAGUUCGCAUUCUAACAAUGUGUCCUGGUUUCACAGAAACGGCAAUGCUAGCUCAUGAUAUAAGCAAAAAUCUCGACUUUAUCGACAAAGAUUUUAUUAAAUUCUUAGAGAAUACGGAUGAGAUACAAAAAAAUAUUUAUAACCCUCAAUCUGCUGUGCAUGUUGCACAAUCUACAGUCAUGGCGAUUCAAAAGGGUAAAAACGGAUCGAUUUGGGUUAUUGAUCGUAAUGAGCCAGCAUAUCCAAUCAAAUUACGGCCGUAUAAUGCCGCUUAGACGUAAAAUUCUUCAAACACAUCGGAAACGAACAACUCGAAUCACAUGUGCGAAAGAUAGAAGAAACACCUGUAGUUGAAUCACGAAAUAAUGUGCCUGCUACAUCAAUAUAUAACAAUACUAUAAAAUAAAUAAAUAAAUAAUUAUAAUAAAGGAUA
Molecule: messenger RNA, 2368 nt
Organism: Temnothorax curvispinosus
Lineage: Eukaryota; Metazoa; Arthropoda; Insecta; Hymenoptera; Formicidae
Exons: 16
Coding region: 111-2210 (699 amino acids)
Cellular component (GO): cytoplasm
Molecular function (GO): oxidoreductase activity, acting on the CH-OH group of donors, NAD or NADP as acceptor
Source: RefSeq, a predicted model, not a curated record